Messenger RNA from Patella vulgata (common limpet), 2349 nucleotides. Its product is annotated as 3-oxoacyl-[acyl-carrier-protein] reductase FabG. The record is from RefSeq and is a predicted model, not a curated record. NCBI's taxonomy places the organism in Eukaryota, Metazoa, Mollusca, Gastropoda, Patellidae. Gene Ontology annotation, molecular function: oxidoreductase activity. The transcript is spliced from 10 exons. Bases 100 to 894 code for a protein of 264 amino acids.
ACGAUCCUGGUGGUAUCUUAAGAUAUCUACCCCUUUCAAUGGCAAGAUGGUUGCAUGGUUACUUCAAGUUAUUGGCAUUAAUACUGAAGAAGCUUUGUUAUGGCUAGCAACACAUCUGUUAUUUCGAGAUUAGAUGGAAAAGUUGCCCUGAUCACAGGUGCUAGUUCAGGUAUAGGUGCAGAUACAGCAGUGCUUUUCGCGAAGCUUGGUGCCAAGUUGUCUUUAACUGGUAGAAACGAAGAAAACUUAAAUAAGACUGGUUCAAAGUGUAAAGAGAAUUCUGCAGAACAACCCUUAUUGAUACCAGCUGAUCUUGUGAAAGAAGCUGAUGUUAAAAUUGUAGUUGAAAAAACAAUAGAAAAGUAUGGAAAGCUUGAUAUCUUGGUUAACAGUGCUGGUAUAGUAGAAGUGGGUUCUAUAGAGACUACUUCAUUAGAACAGUAUGAUAAGGUCUUCAAUGUUAAUGUCAGAUCUAUAUACCAUCUAACUAUGUUAUGUGUACCAUAUUUAACACAGAGUAAAGGAAAUAUUGUAAAUGUUUCAAGUGUCAAUGGUGUUAGAUCAUUUCCUGGUGUUUUGGCUUAUUGUAUGUCUAAAAGUGCUAUAGAUCAAUUUACUCGAUGUACAGCAUUAGAACUUGCAACAAAACAAGUGAGAGUUAACAGUGUCAAUCCUGGUGUAAUUGAGACAGAAAUCCAUAAAAGAGGUGGGAUGUCAGAUGAAGCUUAUGUUCAGUUUUUAGAGAGAUGUAAGACAACUCAUGCUUUAGGUCGACAUGGUCAAGUUGAGGAAGUAUCAAGUGUGAUUGCAUUUCUGGCAUCAGAUAGUGCCUCCUUUAUUACAGGAACUUCAACACCAAUAGAUGGCGGCAGACAUGCCAUGUGUCCACGAUAAAGUAACAUCUGAGUAUAGAAUGAGGAGAGAAAAGUGCCUCAAACAAACUUUUCAUUACUUACAGACAUUACAAAAUUGAAAACAUACCCAUCAUGCUUAUAUUUAUGAUAUUAAUGGUUAUUAAAUUAAUUUGGGAUUUUAAUACUAUGCAUGUAAUCUUAAAGAUACAUUAUGCAAGAUUUAGAUAAAGAACUAGCCAUUCUUGCUAUAAUAGUUCGAAAGUAGAUGAUGUAAAAUGAAUAAUUUGAAAAUUUCAUUCAAAUUACUCUAUUGCAAGCGAAGAUAUUAGCCUUUGAAGGUUCGACAGACGUGUGCAAUAAUUUCAACCACCGUGCUGGUUGAUCGAAGCUAAGUCUCGGUCCUCCACAUUUGACUAAAUCAAAGUAUCGCAGAACCAUUCUAAUCUAUUUAAUAUCAGAGAAAUCUGAUGCCAUCGAGAGUUGAUUAAGACAUAGAUCAGUUAAUUAAUGUCUAAUUAAUACUUUAGAAAACAUUUCAGGCCUAAAGAAAGACCUGCAAUAGGCAGAUUUAGCUCUUGCAUAAUACAUGUUUAACAAGAAGUUUAUUAAAAGUAAGCAUGUUGUGGCAUAUUAAAGUCUUAUUGAAGCCCAAUAGAAAUUCCUUGAAAAGUACAAUACUGUGAAAGAUGAAUCUCCUAUAGAAAUAUCAGUCCAAAACUGUUCUGUUAAGUAUUUACAAAGAUAUUCGGCCAUCCAACAUCCCACUUAUCAGAAAGCCUUCAUUCAUUUAAAUUAACUAUUACUAUAGAAACACAACAGAAUUUAUAUGGAAAACUAUUAUUGUUUUGUUAGAGAUGUACCCAAAGGAACUAUCAAAAAAGAUUCGCUCACAAGAGCGAGACGGAUCAACUCAAUGCAGAAAUCCACAAAUGAGUGGAGUCUUAGCUUAUUUAUUCCAACAAUGUGUCAAACGAGAACUAUAUCUGUAGUAAAUUAGACCAAUAUAGCUAUUUCCUUAUUGGUACGACUGACAAGAAAUCUCUCUGUCAUAAUGUUUCAAAUUACCAGGGUAGAAAUAUAGUCUUGCCCCCUAAAUAAAGAACACUCUGCAGAUAUUAAACAUAACAGACCAAAAUCCGUUGAAAUACAUUCUAAUCUCGAAGGACACACUAAUAGAAAUGUUACAUGCAAAUAAAUGAGCUUUUCAAGGCUGAUCCUGAUAGUGACAAAAAUGUAAUUGGAAGAUAUUUGAAUCAAAUGGAUUCACACUUUAAGACUUUUCGAAAUGGAUGGCUCAAUGAUAAGAUUAAGUAGCAAUGGUUCCCUUUAUAUAGUAUGAAAUAAUACAAAACUUUCAUAUAUAUUUUAUUAUUGUAUUUUAUUAACCAAGGUAUAUAGCUAUUAAAUGGUGAGUUAUUGAUAUUUGUAUUAUUAAUUGAAAUUGUAUUUUUGUGAGAAAAAAAAAUACAAUGUAUGCAUAAAAAUGUUUUCAUUA